UCCCCUUCCCUCUGCUUCUCCCCCUGCUCAUAUUCUCUCUCUAUCUCUGUAUCUCGAAUGAAUAAAUAAAAAAAACUUAAAAUGAGAAAAAGAUUAAUUUUAUUUUACCUACAUUUAUUCCAUUUCUAGCACUCUUUGUGUGAACGCAAGUUUCUGUCUGAUAACCAUAUUCCUUCUGUCUGAAGAACUUCCUUCAGCUUUUUUUAAUUGACUAAGUUUGCUAGCCCUUAAUUCCCUCAGUUUUUCUCUGAGAAAAGUCUUUAUUUCCUCUUCAUUAAAAAAAUAUAUUUUCUGUAGGUUAACAGUUUUUUUUUUUUCUUUUAGUGCUUUAGGCACUUCAUUGAUGUUGGUUUGUAUCAUUUCUGACUAGAAGUUAACUAAUUAUCUUUGUUCCUCUGUAUGUCUUUUAUUCUCUGGCUGUCUUUAAGAUUUUCUCUUUGUGUUUUUAAAAAUAUGGUAUGCUAAGGUGUUCUUUAUUUGUCUGGCAUUUAUCCAUGGUGGUCUCUGAGCUUCUCUGUGGUUUCCUGUCAGUCAUUACUUUUGGGAAAUUUUUGGGAUUAUUUCUUCCUAUUGCAUGCUCCUCUUCCUGGGAUUCUAAUUAUGGGUGGGUUAGAUUAUUUGAUAUUGUCCAGCAGCUCUUGGAUGUCUUAUUUUGUUUCCCAUCCCCUGUUGUUUUUCCUUUGUAUUUAAGUUGGGUAGUUUCUACUGACUUACCCAAUUCUCUUCUUUGGCUGUGUUGAGUCUACUGAUGAGCUAGGUGAAGACAUUUCUCAUCUCUGGUAUUGUGUUUUGCGUUUCUGACAUUUUCACUUGAUUUUUUAAAAGAUUUUAUUUAUCUGUCAGCACAAGCAGGGGGAGUGGCAGGCAGAAAGAGAAGCAGGUUCCCUGCUGAGCAGGGAGCCCAAUGUGUGGGACUCCAUCUCAGGACCCUGGGAUCAUGACCUGAGCCAAAGGCAGAUGCUUAACCAACUGAGCCACCCAGGCAUCCCUCACUUGAUUUUUUUUUUUUAAUAGUUUCUAUCUCUUUGUAGAAAUUACUUAUCUUGCAUAUUAUUCAUCUUUUCCAUCAGAGUCUUUAACAUAUUAAUCAUAAUUAUUUUGAAUUCCCUGUCCCAACAUCUGGAUCACAUUUGUGUGUUCUGAUGUUUUCACGUACUUCAAUUUUUUUUUCAAACCCAACCUAGUGUAGGAUAUAGCAGACACUGAGGUAUAUAAAAUUUGUAUCUGGAAAUGGAAAUACCUUUCCUCUUGCUAGGCCUUUAAUGGAGGUAAGGGAUGAGUUAAUCUAGUUGGGGUUUGGUCUUGGUUUGGUUGAUACCACAGGUAUCAACUUCUGUAGUCCUACCUGGGGUGUAGAGCAGGUGCUCGUUUGCCAAGCAAUGUCUGCCUUCAGCUUUAGAACUUCUCUCUGCAUUGCACCCAAGAGGAGGUCUCUGCAUGCUCUUUUUCUCCUGCUCCUGUCCCUCUCCCACCGAUACUCCACUUUGACUUGUUUCUAGAAGUUUGUUAGCUUGGGAGGUGGGUGGUAGAGUGUUCCUGGUUCUGGUUAGGCCUCAGGUUUAGGCAGAUGUCAUGUCCCUGCAUCUCAGGAGGGUAGCCUUCUCAUUUUUCCUGCUCCUUCUCCCUUGUAGUUCUGGAGCCAGCAAAUAUUCCUGCCCACCCCCCGGCAUAGAUUUUCUUUUUCACAUUCCCUUCCCCUACAGAUUAAAUAUUACGCUUUUUAAGGGGAAAGCAUCCCAGUGGAUUCAUGCCCGUACACCUUUGGUUGUUGUACCCUCUCCCAGGUCUGCACCAUAACACUUCUCUUGGGGCUCUUUCUGAUCUCUUCUAUGAGUUUACAGAGAAAAACCUAUAAGAGGGCACAAACUCCCAAUUUCUUUGGUCCUCUAGUAGCUCACUAGCCCACCUCUGGCCUUCACCAACUCAUUAACCAUCCUAACUGAACUAUUACAAGUGUCUUGUUGCAUCUACCCCAGGUAAGAGACCCUACUCUGCUUAUCCUUUUGGUGCCUACCUCUCCUUAGAUUCUUGGCCAGUAGGUUGUCCUGGGACUACAGUUCUCUGAUUGGUUUAGCAAUAUUGUAGAUUGUAGUUUAUCUACAUCUAAAAUAGAUGUAUUUUUUUUUUAAAUACUUACCUACAUCCCCUAGUGGAAGUCAGAUGUCUUUGUAUUUCUACUAUAUUUGCAGCUAUUACUAAACCAUAUAUAAAAGAAUAUAAAUGGUAUGCUGCAUGUGUUCUUACGCAGUUUUGCUUUCCAUUCAACAUCGUAUUUGUGGAGUUCAGAAACAAAGGACAGAUUAUUACAGCAAUAGCAAUAUCCAGAGGAUCAUCAUUUGUACUGCUUCCCCUUGCCCCCAAGUCCCAUGGGUGGACUGAGGUAGAUGCCUGCAUAUGGAGUGGGUUGCAUUAUAGGAGAGGGACCUGAGGUUAGGAAACCUGGAACUGUUACAGUGGGCAGUAGCAUACCCUGCUUUAAGGGAGGUAUUGCCUUUAUUAUAAUAGAAAAGAUGCAUGACUUCCCUUGGUUCCAAAGGAAGGCAUUAUAUCUUUUUUUUUUUUUUUAAGAUUUUAUUUAUUUAUUUGACAGAGACAGCGAGAGCAGGAACACGAGCAGGGGGAGUGGGAGAAGGAGAAGCGGGCUUCCCGUUGAGCAGGGAGCCCGAUGCGGGGCUCGAUCCCAGGACUGGGAUCAUGACCUGGGCCGAAGGCAGACGCUUAACAGCUGAGCCACCCAGGCGCCCAGGAAGACAUUAUAUGUACAAGCCAGAGUUGAUCAGCGUUGCCACUGUGGACAUUUGGGUUUGGAUACUUCUUAGUUGCGGGGACCCGCCCUGGGCAUUAUAGGGUGUUUAGUAGCAUUCCUGGCCUUUGCCCACUGCAUGCCAGUAGUACCUCUUCUCCCAGUUGUGUCCACUAAAGUCUCUAGACAUUGUCAAAUAUCUUCAGUGGGCAAAAAUGCCCCGAUUUGAGAACUACUAUGGUAAGCAAACUUACCCUUGUCUCCAAAGGGAGUCAUUAUCUUGCAAAGUUCGCUCUACAAUCUUUAAAAGAUAGUCUAGAACAAAGAGCAGUCAUUGCCUCCUUUUGCAAGAUUUGUGGAAAUGCAUGUUAUCCAUGGACCAUUGUCUCCCAACAUUGGUUUUAACUUAAUUGCAUUGUGGUUAGAGGAAUGCUGUGUAUGCCAUUGAUUCUUUGAUGAGACUUGUUCAUGGCCCAUCUGUGGUUGGUUUUUGUAAUUGUCUUAAAUGUGCGUGAAGACAGUGUAUUUUCUCUAACUGUUAGGUGCAGAGUUUGGUAUGUGUUGAUUAGCAGAUCAUGACAUUUCCAUACAGAUCUUUUAUGUCUGUAUAACUUUUGUCUGAGCUGCUAAUUACUAAGAGAGGUAUAUAAGGCCUUUCUGUUGGCGAAUUUGUCCAUUUUCCCUUGUAAUUGCUAAUUUUGUAUUAUAUAUUUUGAGGCUAUAUUAUUAGGUACAUCCUCCAAUUUGAGAGCAAGAACACUGUAAUUUACUUCUAGGUAUUUAUGAGCUCUUUCCCAUCUUGGGCUUCUGCCUCCCCCAACUUGGGUAGCUACUGGUCCUGUCCUGCUCUUUUUAUUUUUUCCUUAAAUUUUUUUGUAUUCCCUAUUUUCCCCAUUUGUUGCUUUGUGAGUUAUAUUCGAAUUAUAUUCUUUAGGUGGUUUCCUUUAAAAUCUUAAUACACAGGACACGAGCCAUGGAGAAGAUGCUGCCCCCAGGCUGCAGCAAGCCACACCUGGAGAAGCUGACCCUGGGGAUCACCCGCAUCCUAGAAUCUUCCCCAGGUGUGACAGAGGUGACUAUCAUAGAGAAACCACCUGCUGAACAUCAUAUGAUUUCUUCAUGGGAACAAAAAAAUAACUGCAUGCUACCUGAGGAUGUGAAGAAUUUUUACCUGAUGACCAAUGGCUUCCACAUGACAUGGAGUGUGAAGCUGGAUGAGCACACCAUUCCAUUGGGCAGCAUGGCGAUUAACAGCAUCGCAAAACUGACUCAACUCAACCAGUCUUCCGUGUAUUCACUCCCAAAUGCACCAACGCUGGCAGACCUGGAGGAUGAUGCACUUGAGGCCAGUGAGAACCAGCCAGAGAAGCCUCACUUUGAUUCUCGCAGUGUGAUAUUUGAGCUGGAUCCUUGCAAUGGGAAUGGGAAGGUUUGCGUUGUCUACAAAAGAGGGAAACCAGCGUUAGCGCAAGACGCCGAGAUCUGGUUCCUGGACAGAGCGUUAUACUGGCAUUUCCUCACCGAUUCCUUCACUGCUUACUGUCGCCUGCUCAUCACGCACCUGGGCCUGCCGCAGUGGCAAUACGCCUUCACCAGCUACGGCAUCAGCCCAGAGGCCAAGCAGUGGUUCAACAUCACCUACAACACAGACCUACUUGCAGAAGAGACCAACUGCUUCGUGAACAAGCUGGAUCCCAGCAGAGUGUUCAAGAGCAAGAACAAGACCUUAAUCCCCCAAAAGAAAGGGCCAGUCCAGCCUGCAGCUGGCCAGAAAGGGCCCCCGGGUCCUCCCUCCACCUCUAAAUCCUCUUCUAGCCCUGGAAACCCUGUCCAGAAAUGAGCACCCCUACCUCCCCACCAGCCCUACAGCAACGAUUUCCAUGCACAGAUGGCCCAAGCCUCAGAUUCUGUGAGUGGCACCAUAGGCCUCUUCCCAUCUGCGUGAGCCAAAUCCUAGGCCUUUUACUCCCGUUGGCAUUAGCCAGGAGUUCAAGGGCAUACUCAGGUCUCCCCUAGAGUCCUUUCCUCAGCCCUUGCCUCUGAAAGCUGUGGAGAGUUUCAGAACUUGUUUAAGUAGUUAAAUAGAGCUGCUAAGAGCUUCCUCUCUUUCCACCCCCAACCAUCUACACCCCUCAGCAGUGAUCAGAGAAAUCCCCCGAAGAAACCACUGAUUUUGACCCAUGAGGCAUUAGAACUGUGCUGUUCAGUUGGUAAUCACUAGCCACAGGUGGCUGUAUAAAUUAAAAACUCAGUUCGUCAAUUGCAUUAGCCACAUUGUGAGUAUUCAUGUGGCUAAUAGCUUCUGUAUUCAACAACAGAGAUAAUGGAACAUUUCCAUCAUCACAGAAAGUUCUGUUGGGCAGCACUGCAUUAGAAUAUUUUCAUGCUGCCCUUACUCAGAUCAGUUCAUUUUUGUUAGAGAAUGUGGAUACCUUAAUUUGAUGGGUCAUAAUGUUCCAUGGAAAUUCUUGAAGGUACAAUUGUGUAUGUUCUUUUUAUUUUUCAUAAUUCUCACUGGUCCUUUUCAGUUUCCUAUAAAAUUUGUUGUUUCCAAAAAAAAUUUAAAAUAAUAAAUAAAUAAAUAAAAUCUUAAUACACAUACUUAAAAUCCCAUAUUUAUCCCUAAAUCGACUCCUGGGGCGCCUGGGUGGCUCAGUCAGUUAAGCAUCUGCCUUCAGCUCAGGUCAUGAUCCCAGGGUCCUGGGAUUGAGCCCCGAGUUGUCAUCAUCAUCAUCAACGUCAGGCUCUGUGCUCAGUGGGGAGCCUAUUUCUCCCUCUCCCUCUGCUUGUGUCUCUCUGUCAAAUAAAUAAAUAUUAAAAAAAAAAAAAAUCUCGGGGCACCUGGGCGGCUCAGCCAUUAAGCGUCUGCCUUCGGCUCAGGUCAUGAUCCCAGGGUCCUGGCAUCGAGCCCCACAUCGGGCUCCCUGCUCGGCGGGGGGUCUGCUUCUCUCUCUCCCACUCCUCCUGCUUGUGUUCCUGCUUUCGCUAACUCUCUGUCAAAUAAAUAAAAUCUUUUAAUAAAUAAAUAAAUAAAUAAAUAAUUUUUAAAAAUCUCUCCUCUCAAUAAUACAAGCAGCUUGGAAUGCUUUAACUCCAGCCACGGCUCCUCUUCUUAUGUUCUUUUCAGCUAAUAUUUUUGUUUUGUUGAUUCCCUCAUGCAAACACUAUUGAUAUAUUAUUGUUUUAUACAGUGUUUGUUUAAAUUCACCCACUUUUUUUUUUUUGCCAGUGAUUCUGCAUCUCAUUCCUUCCUUGUGUGAUCAUUUUCCUUCCAAGUAAUUCCUUUAGUCAACAAUUCUCCGUUGACAGUUGAUUUUUUUUCUCAGUAUUUUGAAGAUAAUAGCUCUGGCUUCCAUUGUUGCUAAUGAGAGCCCUGCUAUUGGUCCAGUUUCCAAUCAUCAUUCUUUUAUAAGUAAUUGGUCUUUUUUCUUUGGCUAUUCUUUUUUUUUUUUAAGAUUUUAUUUAUUUAUUUGACAGAGACACAGUGAGAGAGGGAACACAAGCAGGGGGGAAUGGGAGAGGGAGAAGCGAGCCUCCUGCUGAGCAGGGAGCCCGAUGCGGGACUCGAUCCCAGAACCCUGGGAUCAUGACCCGAGCCAAAGGCAGACAACAACUGAGCCACCCAGGUGCCCUCUUUGGCUGUUCUUAAGAUCUCCUUUAUGUCUUGGAUUUACUCAACUUUACUAAAACACAUUUGUAUGUAGAUUGGGGGCCUUGUUGUGACCUUUAAACCUAUAAAACCACAUUUUUCAUCAAUUUGAGAGGAUUUUAAGCUAUUAUUUUGAAAUAUGCAAGCUGUGUUGCAUUCUAAACAUUAAAAAAGUAAGUAAAUAAAUCAUGACAGCAGUUUGGUGGGGAGAGGUGGGUUGUGUCUGCAGUGUCUUUCUACAGAGUAGAAGGCCUUCCUGAAUCUGCUGUGAGUUGUUACAAAUACCAUCUAGAGGUAAACCAGACACUGGGAGGCAUGCAGGGAAGCAGAAAUGGGAACGAUGGGAAUAUUCCCAGGAAGAAGUUAAGGCUAAAAGGAGAAACCUUACUCCAUGAAUGUUUUCUCCAACAGCCAAUAGAUCCUCUCACUCCAGCUAUAUUUAACUGGAAAGAUCAGGCUGUGUGUGUCUCCCUUGUACUGCCAUAGCAUAGUGUUCUUCCCAGAGAAUAGCACAGCACAUGGAAUUGUCAUGGCCUGGUUUUUUUGUUUUGUUUUUGUCUUUAAGUUAAAAUGUGAGCUAGACUGUGAACACCACAGGGACUGUGCCAGGUUUGUUAAAAUCGUAUCCCUAGCACCCAGACUAAUGGCUGGUGUGUAGUAGAUGCUCAACAAAAAUGCACUGCAUCAGAGGUGCCUGGGUGGCUCAGUGGUUAAGUGUCUGCCUUUGGCUCAGGUCAUGAUCCCAGGGUCCUGGGAUCAAGCCCCACAUCGGGCUCCCUGCUCGGUGGGAAGCCUGCCUCUCCCUCCCCUCCUGCUCCCCCUGCUUGUGUCCCCACUCUCGCUGUCUCUUUCUCUGUCAAAUAAAUAAAACCAUAAACAAAACGCAUUGCAUCAGAGAAUGAAUAAUAUGGAGGCAGAUGUAUUGAAUAUCUAAGUCACCUUUUCUGUUAGUUCUGAUUUCACUAACAAGUUAAAACAUUGAUCUUAUAUGGAAGUUUUUAAAACUACCGUAAGGGCCUCUGGGUGGCUCAGUUGGUUGAGUGACUGCCUUCGGCUUAGGUCAUGAUCCCGGAGUCCCGGGAUUGAGUCCCACAUCGGGCUCCCCCCACCCUCAGUGGGGAGUCUGCUUCUCCCUCUGACCCUACCCCCCUCUUGUGCUCUCUCACUUUCUCUCUCAAAAUAAAUAAAAUCUUUUAAAAAAAUAAUAAAACUACCGUAAGCAGGGUGCCUAGGUGGCUCAGAUGGUUAAACGUCUGCCUCUGGCUGGGGUCAUGAUCUCUGGGUCCUGGGAUGGGGGCCCCCAGUGGGGGUGGGAUGUCUGCUUCUGCCUUUCUCCCUGCUCAUGCUCUCUGUCUCAAAUGAAUAAAAUCUUUUUUUUUUUUUUUAAGAUUUUAUUUAUUUGACAGAGCCAGAGUUAGCGAGAGCAGGAACACGAAGCAGCGGGAGUGGGAGUGGGAGAGGGAGAGCAGGCUUCCCGCCGAGGAGGGAGCCCGAUGUGGGACUCGAUCCCAGGACCCUGGGAUCAUGACCUGAGCCGAAGGCAGGCGCUUAAUGACUGAGCCACCCAGGCGCCUGAAUAAAUAAAAUCUUAAAAACAAAACGAAACUGUAAGCAUUUCAUAAAAUAAAAUUUUAACACUGUAAAAGGUGACACAUGAUAAGAUACUAUUUCCUUUUAUGAAAAACUUCCUACAUUCUUUUAAAAAUCUCAUUUCCCGGGGCACCUGGGUGGCUCAGUCGGUUAAUAGUCUGCCUUUGGCUCAGGUCAUGAUCAAGGGGUCCUGGGAUCGAGCCCCGCAUCAGGCUCCCUGCUUGGCAGGAAGCCUGCUUCUCCCUCUCCCACUCCCCCUGCUUGUGUUCCCUCUCUCGCUGUGUCUCUUUCAAAUAAAUAAAUAAAAUCUUUAAAAAAUAAAAUAAAAAAAUAAAUAAAAAUCUCAUUUCCCACCUGAUCAGUGAAAGUAUCAUUGACUGGCUCCUUAUUCACAGAAGGACUAUUGCAACCCUAUUCAUACAGAAAAGAAAGUAUAAAGUAGAGGUGUCCCUAGCUCAAUAGGCUUUAUGGGAAAUAAAACGCACAUGAUGGAUAGCCAAGCGUUACACUGUAUGGUGUUGACUAUUCCUUGGCAGAAGAACGGAAAGAUAAGUGUGCUUGGAACCCGUGGGGAUGGAUGAACCUUGAUCUGGUGUGGAAUUCUGUACUGUUUACCAAGGGUAUUUAGACAAACUGCCCGAUUGAGUUCUCACAACUCCUGAGAUACUACUCCUAUCUUACAGGUGCAGAAAGGGGUUUGAAGAGAUUCACCUUUGUUGAGGGUGAUUUGCCCAAGGUGACACACACAGCCCUAAUGAUUGGUCCAGCGCAGAGUGUGAGAUCUCGAACUCAGACUCUUCCAAUUUAGGGCUCAAUCUACAUCCCACUACCUUCCUGGGAGAUUGGGGAACGAAACGUCAGCAGAGAAAGGUGCACACUCGGACUACUGUAACAUCGCAGUAGGAUGAGUUCGGACAAAUGUGGACCAAAUUAUCCCACCGUACCUUUUUGUCCAAGGUCCUGAG
Molecule: messenger RNA, 8947 nt
Organism: Mirounga angustirostris (Northern elephant seal)
Lineage: Eukaryota; Metazoa; Chordata; Mammalia; Carnivora; Phocidae
Product: tubulin polyglutamylase complex subunit 2-like
Biological process (GO): protein polyglutamylation
Source: RefSeq, a predicted model, not a curated record